CGACUGCUGAGUUCCCUCCUGCUUGUGGCCCUUGCCUCAGGCUGUGGCCAGCCUUCCUACAACCCCUCAGGACGAGUCGUCAAUGGUGAGGAAGCUGUUCCCCACAGCUGGCCCUGGCAGGUCUCCCUUCAGUAUGAGAAGGAUGGGAGCUUCCACCAUACCUGUGGCGGCACCCUCAUUACCCCUGACUGGGUUCUGACCGCAGGCCACUGCAUCUCGAACUCCCUUACCUACCAGGUGGUACUGGGGGAGCAUGAACGUGGUGUGGAGGAGGGCUCAGAGCAGGUGAUCCCCAUCAACGCUGGAGACCUCUUUGUGCACCCUAAGUGGAGCUCCAUAUGUGUGAGCUGUGGCAACGACAUCGCCCUGGUCAAGCUCUCCAGAAGUGCCCAGCUGGGAGAUAAGGUCCAGCUUGCCUGCCUCCCUCCUGCUGGUGAAAUCCUACCCAACGGAGCACCCUGUUACAUCAGUGGCUGGGGCCGGCUCUCCACCAAUGGACCUCUGCCAGACAAGCUGCAGCAGGCCUUGCUGCCUGUCGUGGACUAUGAACACUGCUCCAAGUGGGACUGGUGGGGCUUCUCUGUGAGGAAGACCAUGGUGUGCGCUGGCGGCGAUACCCAGUCUGGCUGCAACGGUGACUCUGGAGGACCCCUCAACUGUCCCACUAAGAAUGGCACCUGGCAGGUCCACGGUGCGGCCAGCUUUGUGGCCUGGUAA
This is a messenger RNA of Mus pahari (shrew mouse), 717 nucleotides long. RefSeq names its product chymotrypsin like elastase 3B (gene Cela3b). NCBI's taxonomy places the organism in Eukaryota, Metazoa, Chordata, Mammalia, Rodentia, Muridae. The transcript is spliced from 7 exons. The record is from RefSeq and is a predicted model, not a curated record. Gene Ontology annotation, biological process: proteolysis. The annotation marks the transcript as partial. Gene Ontology annotation, molecular function: serine-type endopeptidase activity.